UCAAAACAAAGGGAUUAUUGGCGCCCCCUCUGGAAUUUUCCGCGACAUAAAGUGAGGAUUCUAACCUCUACAAGAGUCAGUUGACAUUGCAACACGUGCUGGAAUCAUCAGUUAUCAUUUGUUGUUGGUUAAUUGUUGUAUAAAUAAAGAACAUGGGAAGAAGUAAAAAGGGGCGAUGUGUAAAAAAGAACAAACAGCUAGCUGCUCCAGAGCCGGAGGCUACUGUCCGAGCGCCGCACUCAUUCAUCAUCCAUAGAGGUCUCCCUGGCGAGCACAUAGUGGAACUCACAAAGGACUUUCGUAAAAUAAUGGAGCCAUUUACCGCCUCCGCCCUCAAAGAACGCAAAAAGAACUCGAUAAAGGACUUCGCGUCAAUAGCAGGUCUCCUACACGUCAGCCACUUAUGCAUCUUCAGUCGAACUGAGAUAGGAAUGUACCUGAAAAUGUGCCGAUUUCCACGAGGUCCAACGCUCCACUUUAAAGUCCUCAACUUCUCCCUAGCCAGAGACAUAAUAUCAACGGCCAAGAAGCAGUUGGUCUUCGAUGAGAUAUUCAAGCACUCGCCUCUGGUGAUCCUCAAUAAUUUCAGUGGCGAGGGUCUCCAGAUGAAGCUGAUGGCAUCGAUGUUCCAGAAUAUGUUCCCCACAAUAAACCUGAGGACAGUGAAUUUGAACACAAUCAGGCGGUGCGUCUGCCUGAAUUAUAAUUCAGAAUCCAAAAGCAUUGAUCUUCGACAUUAUGCGAUUAAAGUUGUGCCCCUGGGGCUAUCCAAAGGUGUCAAGAAGCUGGUUCAAGCUAAAAUUCCAAAUCUUCGUGGAUGUGAAAGCUACGCAGACUUCCUCACGAAAACUGCUGUCUCUGAGAGCGAAGGUGAGGACGAUCCCUCGAACUCGGUCGUUUUGUCGCAGAAACUUUCGUCUCGAGGUAAUCUUCAGAACAGCAACAGUGCCAUCAAGCUGUACGAGCUAGGGCCCAGGAUAUCUCUUCAAUUGAUGAAGGUAGAGGACGGUCUGCUUGAUGGGGGUAUCCUGUUCCAUGAGACGAUUCACAAGACCGAGGAGGAGAAGCAAAGGAUUGAGAAGAUUCGGGAGAAGAAGAAGAAGACGAAAGAGGCUAGGAUGAAGGUGCAGAAAGAGAACAAACAGGCCAAGGAAAAAGCUAAGGAAGAAUUGAAGGUCAAGUCCAAGGAGGGGAUGAAGAGGAAGUGGGAGAUGGAGGCGAAGAGGGUGGACUGUCGGGAAGAGAAGGAGAUGGAAGCUGAUGAUGAUGCACAAUAUUACAGGGAGGAGGUCGGGGAGGAGCCUGAUCAGGACUUGUUCCAGAAUAAAUCCGUCAAGAAGAGAAAGCAUACUGGAGCUAGUGUUAAAUACAAGUCCAAGAAGUUUAAGACGAAAUGAUGUAGGGUUAAUAAUUGUUAAAAAACUGAAUGAUUAAUAAAAGUGUUUUUUUUUUA
Molecule: messenger RNA, 1453 nt
Organism: Diachasmimorpha longicaudata
Lineage: Eukaryota; Metazoa; Arthropoda; Insecta; Hymenoptera; Braconidae
Gene: ppan
Product: protein Peter pan
Exons: 2
Coding region: 153-1397 (414 amino acids)
Biological process (GO): ribosomal large subunit assembly; rRNA processing
Cellular component (GO): preribosome, large subunit precursor
Molecular function (GO): rRNA binding
Source: RefSeq, a predicted model, not a curated record